Messenger RNA from Homarus americanus (American lobster), 1763 nucleotides. Its product is annotated as innexin inx2-like. Gene Ontology annotation, cellular component: plasma membrane; gap junction. Gene Ontology annotation, biological process: phototransduction. The record is from RefSeq and is a predicted model, not a curated record. NCBI's taxonomy places the organism in Eukaryota, Metazoa, Arthropoda, Malacostraca, Decapoda, Nephropidae. Bases 475 to 1590 code for a protein of 371 amino acids. The transcript is spliced from 5 exons. Gene Ontology annotation, molecular function: gap junction channel activity.
CCACACACCCACCCACGCAUGCCACCACCCUUUGACUCACACAUCUCUCCUCUCCUCCACCUACGCACCUUGCCACCUACUAACUAAGCCACUCGUAAACACUGCCAGCCAGUCGUACCGCCCGCCCAGACGCGCCACCUUAGCCUGUUCGGAGAAGUGCUGAACUCAUCUCUGUGACGUCAAGGCCUCCUGCAGGCACAACACCCUUCACUGACGACUCGAAAAAUUAGAACACAGUAUCUGAAACUACCAUGUAGAGGAUAUUAUGAGAAAUAAUGUGAAUUUAUAGGUAUCAUUUGAACAGUGGAUGGGACAUAUUACAGGUGUGGCAGUGUGAGUGGUGGUUGAGGUGGGUAGGGCCACCACGUCCUUGUGUCGAGCCCAGGAGUCUGGGUCUGUCUCUCCCAGGAGACGGACCAAGUUUUUUGCGCCUCUCUCUCCUCACACUCGCAUCUCGUGAUUGCUACCGCCAAUAUGUUCGACGUUUUUGGUACUAUCCGUCAGUUACUCAAAAUCGAUCAGAUCAGGAUCGAUAAUGUGAUCUUUUGUUUACAUUACAAAGCGACAAUGGUGAUUUUGGUGACGUUCAGUUUACUGGUGACGAACAAGCAGUAUUUUGGUGACCCGAUCGACUGCAUGGUGGACGCCAUAAACAGUCACACCAUCGACAUGUUUUGCUGGAUCCAGUCGACGUACACGAUACCGUCGUUGACUGGUGCCGUGGUGGGGGAGGAGGUGGCUCACCCAGGUGUCUCCAAUCACGAUGUUGUAAGGCUACCUGUCAUUAACGGAGACGACGGAGCCCGUGAGCAGUACGCCACCAAGCACCACAAGUACUACCAGUGGGUCACCCUCUUCCUCUUUAUCCAGGCUGGCAUGUUUUACUUCCCGCGGUUUCUGUGGAAGAGGAUGGAAGGUGGACGAGUUAAAGGCUUGGUCACUGAUCUUAACCUGGUUGCCGUGGCUCCUGAACUAAGAGAACAACGCAUGAAUUUCGCCGUCGAAUACUUUGGCCACUACUUCAACCAGCACAACAUCUACGCUUAUCAGUUCUUCACCUGUGAGGUCCUCAACUUCAUUAACGUGAUCGGGCAGAUGUAUUUAACAGACAGGUUCUUGGACAUCGGGUUCAUCAAUUAUGGACCGAGAGUGGCGCAGUAUUCCAUGGACUCAAGCAUCGGUCAUGACCCGAUGGACGAGAUCUUCCCUAAGGUGGCCAAGUGCACCUUCCACAAGUUUGGUCCUUCGGGAACCAUCAUGCGCCACGACGCUCUCUGUGUCCUGCCAGUCAACAUCCUCAACCAGAAGAUCUACACCUUCCUCUGGUUCUGGUUCGUGUUGUUGGCGAUCAUCUCCGCAUUUGGUCUUCUCUACCGCUUGGCCACCUUUGCCUCAGGUUUCCGCCAUCUCCUCCUCCGAAGUCGUUCCCGCCUGGCCUCCGUAGACAAGGUGGCGGCCAUCUCUCGUAGGUGCCUUAUAGGAGACUGGUUCAUUCUCAACUUGAUAGCCAAGAACAUGGACGCAUUUGCAUUCAGAGACUUCAUCAACGAUCUGACGGCUAAGUUAGUGGAGAAGGAGCACCUUUCAUAGCGUCCUGCGCCACCACACUCAUCCACCAAGGCGGCUACUGUAUGGUUGCUCUAGUAUAGAUGCUUCACCCACAAUGACUCCUACACAAUGAAAUUACCAAUGCUCCACCAUCAUGGCUGUAGUUACUGUACUAUGAGUUAUUAAGCAAUAUGUCACAUACUGUACAACAUGAA